Aureobasidium vineae is the source of this 876-nucleotide messenger RNA. The record is from the annotation of a GenBank genome assembly. Lineage: Eukaryota; Fungi; Ascomycota; Dothideomycetes; Dothideales; Saccotheciaceae.
AUGGCGCCGGCAUCAACCCUAGUUAACAAGCUCAAAGUGCAGCUCAAGCUGUCGAUCUCGCGCCUACGCAUGGUACAGCAANAAGACACAGCAAUCGCCAAACAGCAACGUCGCGCCAUGGCCCAGCUGCUCGAACAAGGCAAAGACGAGUCCGCCCGCAUCCGCGUCGAGAACAUCAUCCGCAGCGACCUGACCACCGAACUGCUCGAGAUCCUCGAACUAUACUGCGAAUUGCUGCUCGCGCGUGCCGGCCUUCUGGAAGGCAAAGAGUGCGAUGCAGGGCUGGAAGAGGCGGUCAAAAGUAUCAUCUUUGCGGCACCCAGGACCGACGUCAAGGAGUUGCAUAACGUCAGGACACUGUUGGCUGAGAAGUUUGGCAAGGAGUUUGUGCUGGACGCGACGGAGAACAAAGAUGACAAGGUUGCAAAGCGUGUCGCGGAUCGCUUGAGGGUGGAGCCGCCCAAGCCCGAGUUGGUCGAGGCCUACCUGUCGACUAUUGCGGAUGCCUACAACAUCGAUUGGCCCAAGGGUCGUCUAGCGGCUAGGGAAGCGGCCGCCAACCAAGAAGAUGAUGAUGACGAUGAUGACAACCCUAGCGGUGGUCAGAAGGUACCGGCUCUGGAAGCGCCAGAAGGUACAGAGCCACUGGUCGCAGCAACUCCUCCACGCAACUUGGGUCCAAAGAGUCCUGUUAGUGUUGUACCGCCGAGUCCAUCAACGGAUAACGUCUCCCCGCGCAUCAAGCUACCAGGGCCGCCGGAUCUCAAACCUUCGGCUAAGAUGGUAAAGGCAAACAAGCCUGACACGACCGGUCCUGGAGGCAAGAUCCCAGAUGUGAACGAGCUGGCAGCGCGGUUUGCUCAGCUGAAGAGGUAG